This is a messenger RNA of Mycosarcoma maydis (corn smut), 1581 nucleotides long. RefSeq lists its product as uncharacterized. Bases 1 to 1581 code for a protein of 526 amino acids. The transcript has a single exon. Lineage: Eukaryota; Fungi; Basidiomycota; Ustilaginomycetes; Ustilaginales. Gene Ontology annotation, molecular function: acyltransferase activity, transferring groups other than amino-acyl groups. The record is from RefSeq and is a predicted model, not a curated record.
AUGUCAGUUCCCGAGGGUUACACCGCGGUGCCGGUUGCUGUGCUGGACAGCACCACUGGCAACACCGAGAUCAUUGCCAGUGUCGGUCUCGUCUUUUCCAAGCAGUUAUCCCUGUCCAAGCUCGAAGAAAGCUGGUAUCAGCUUGUCCGUGUUUGGCCGCUCGUAGCUGCGCGAGUCCGAGUCAGUAACACCGCCACCAGUGGAAUUGCGUACCACGUUCCUGAUCCCGCCAAGCUCGCCCAGCUCGAAGCUACGAGUCGCUCAUCCUCUGAACCUCUGCGCAAGAUGAUCGUCACUCGUGAUGUCUCGGAUCGCUCCAUCCAGACCUACAGUAAUUUCAGCAAGAGGAUCACCUCGGGACAGCUUUCCGACAUUUGCCUUGGUACGGGUCCCAACCCCAAACUCAGCCGUGAGCUGACAUGCAUCAACGCCACGCGCACUUUUGACCAGCUCCUUGAAGAGGAUCAAUCUUUUGUAACAGCUCAGGCAACUCUGUUCAGCGAUGCGACCAUCGUAAGUAUUUCGCUCAGUCACAUCAUUGGAGAUGGCUUUGGUCUUCACCGCAUCUGGAAGGCUUGGUCCGGUAUUCUCAAGGGCCAUAUGCCGGAAGCGCUGCAAGACCUGGGCAAGGACCCUUUCAUCGAUUAUCUGGCUCCGGAAGGUCCACUUUCAAAGAACGUCGAUGGCUCGCCGCUGCCAGAUCCGAAAGGAUGGUACAAGUUUGGCUUCUUGGACAAGGUCAACUUUGCAGCCAGAGUAUUGUGGGAGCUCCACGUAGCGCGUCCAGAGAAGAAAAUAGGACAGUACUACGUCUACUUGCCCGAGGAGCGCGUACAGCAGCUCGUGCAAGAGGCUCAAAGCCAGGUCGAUGCCCACCUCGAGUCCUCUUCCUUGGUCUCAGAGAAAGAGGCAGGAGACAUCAAAAAGGUGGCGACUGUCAAGCUGAGCCGCCUCAAUGUGCUGUUCGCUUGGCUCAUUCAAAACACCCAAGCCGCGCGCAAGAACCAGAAGCGACUCAGCUCCGUGCUGGCCAUCUGCAACACCAAGGGAAGGCCUGCAACCGGAUAUCGCCCCGAGAUGGACCCUGCCCAUCCUUUCUGGGGUGGAGCUGUCGCCUUCCCCGUGAAGCCACUCUCGUCGGCAGAGUUCGUGUCCAUGCCGCUCGGAGUGCUGGCGUUGCACAUUCGAGAGUCGCUCGCGGACUACACUGACCCAGACAAUAUGCAGUAUGCAAUCACCAUGUUGCUCAACAACACAUUGUGGAAGAAUCGCAAAAAGCCUGCGCCUAUGUACCUCUUUGCCAAACCUAAUCACUACUGGUCUGGCAUGACCGACUGGAGACCUGUAAAAUUUGGUGCCACCGACUUUGGGGGUGCGCUUCCCCAAGAGGCUCAAGCCGACGUCUCGCAGGAGGUGUUGAAGCCGGAUGCCAUCAAUGCCGAUUUGGCGAUCUCUGGCACAAAGCGAUAUCGCUGGGCGUUGAUGGGAGAGGCAGGCAAAGGGUGCUGGUUCACCGGCUUCAUGACGCACAAGGACGCCACCCAUCCUCGCGGAUUCGGUCGAUACCCUCUCUACCAGUAG